Messenger RNA from Dicentrarchus labrax (European seabass), 13172 nucleotides. RefSeq names its product hyperpolarization activated cyclic nucleotide-gated potassium channel 4 (gene hcn4). Gene Ontology annotation, cellular component: membrane. Gene Ontology annotation, biological process: potassium ion transport; transmembrane transport. Lineage: Eukaryota; Metazoa; Chordata; Actinopteri; Moronidae. The record is from RefSeq and is a predicted model, not a curated record. Bases 750 to 5105 code for a protein of 1451 amino acids. Gene Ontology annotation, molecular function: voltage-gated potassium channel activity. The transcript is spliced from 8 exons.
GGCAAAGAGGCUGCUUGGUUCUUCCAAGUGCCGCCCAACGUAGGGCUGAAAAAUCGGUUUGCAUUGCCUACCUGUAGCCUUAACUUAAGAGACCGGGAGAGCGUUUUAAGAAUGGGAAGAGCAUUCCCCUUUAAACAAGGUGGGCUGAGCUUAUUUGCAGUUCUCGCUCCUAUGGCAACCCAAUAGAUCAGCAUCAUGAAUAUUCACAAUUCGCCAAAACGCACCAUGACUAUGGAUCAGUGAUGUCAGCGGUCCCUGGAAAUGCUCUACUGUAUUUUGCAUGAUUGUGUCGCGUUGUUUGAUGGCAGCUGGCAAGACAACUGGUGAAAAGAGCAUCCUCCGUCGUGCAUGACCUUUCCAUCGUCUCCGUAUCACGGUCCGUCGGCACGUCCCUCACAUGUCACGCUAAGGUGACUUUCAAGCAGUUUUUUCCACUUUUGCGCACAAUGUCGGAACGGCACAAAGAUGUACAUCGGGGACGCAGUGGCCAAGCGGACCGCCCAGGCUGUGCGUGAGGGCAUAUGCAAACUGUCAGGUAGUCUAAUUAUGAAAAAGAGUAUCUCUCAUCUGUUUCAGUAGAGCCACGGCGGUCCAUGUCAUGUGUAGCAGGCUUUCAGGGAUUCAGAUUAGCUCCAGACUGAUCGCUCUCACAAACAGAUAGGGAGCGCGGGGCUGGUGGCAGUAGUCGUUACAAUACAGCCAAACAAUCUGGAUUUAUUUGAUUUUCUCCACUGUGUCUCAGUGUCAUAAUGGACAGGUUGCACUCCUCCAUGCGUAAAAGGCUCUACAGUUUGCCACAGCACAUUGGACAGAAAGCAUCUAUAAUGGGCGAAGGAGAAGACGCAGACAAGGACACCCGGAGGAAGAGUAUUAGGAUGAAGCCUCUACCGUCACCGUCGCCGACCUCUGGGGGAAGCUGCAAAGGCAUCGGGGAGACCAAAAGUGGGGAGUCUGUGAUCAUGGAGACGGACAUAGGGAGACCCUUGAAGACCAGCUCAAACGGAGAUUGCCGGAGAUUUCGAGGCAGUCUCUCGUCCAUCACAAGUCGGCAUGUGCACGACUCUGACUCGGCGGAGGAGAGGCGCCUCAUCACCGAGGGGGAUGUCACCCCAAGCGAGGAGAGCCCCCCCGGAGCCAUCGGUGAUGGGCCGCCGGAUCAAGGCGCGCAAGGGGCCAGUGGUGACGGCAGUACUCAAAAAGAUUCCCCAGACCAGCAGUCAGGUUUUAUAAAGUUGGACGGCAUUGAUCAAAUUCUGCCGGACGACGAGAGAUUAUAUCAAGCUGGGUUCAUACACAGACAGUUUGGAGCAAUGCUUCAACCAGGGGUCAACAAGUUCUCCCUGAGGAUGUUUGGAAGUGAGAAGGCGGUUGAACGGGAACAGGAGCGGGUUAAAUCAGCCGGAUUUUGGAUAAUUCACCCUUACAGUGAUUUCAGGUUUUACUGGGACUUGACCAUGCUGCUGCUGAUGGUGGGCAACCUCAUCAUCAUCCCUGUGGGCAUCACGUUCUUCAAGGAUGAGCACACACCCCCUUGGAUCGUGUUCAACGUAGUCUCCGACACCUUCUUCCUCAUGGACCUGGUCCUAAACUUCAGGACAGGCAUCGUCAAGGAGGACAACACAGAAAUCAUCCUGGAUCCACAACAGAUCAAGAUUAAGUAUUUGCGGAGUUGGUUUGUGGUGGACUUCAUCUCCUCCAUCCCUGUGGACUACAUCUUCCUCAUAGUGGAAACACGCAUCGACUCAGAUUUCUACAAGACAGCGCGCGCCUUGCGGAUUGUUCGCUUCACAAAGAUCCUCAGCUUGCUGCGACUCCUGCGCCUCUCUAGACUCAUUCGCUACAUCCACCAAUGGGAAGAGAUCUUCCACAUGACCUAUGACCUUGCCAGCGCCAUGGUGAGGAUUGUCAACCUGAUCGGCAUGAUGCUGCUACUGUGUCACUGGGAUGGCUGCCUGCAGUUCCUGGUGCCCAUGCUGCAGGACUUCCCCGCCGACUGCUGGGUGUCCAAAAAUAAGAUGGUGAAUGACACAUGGGGACAGCAGUACUCCUACGCACUUUUCAAAGCUAUGAGCCACAUGCUGUGUAUUGGGUAUGGCAUGUACCCCCCAGUGGGGAUGACAGACGUGUGGCUGACCAUCCUCAGCAUGAUAGUGGGCGCUACCUGCUACGCCAUGUUUGUGGGCCACGCCACCGCACUAAUCCAGUCUCUAGACUCAUCUCGACGGCAGUACCAGGAGAAGUACAAACAGGUGGAGCAGUACAUGUCUUUCCACAAGCUGCCAGCAGAUAUGAGGCAGAGAAUCCACGACUACUACGAGCACCGUUACCAGGGCAAGAUGUUCGACGAGGAGAGCAUCCUGGGAGAGCUGAACGAGCCGCUCCGAGAGGAAAUCGUCAACUUUAACUGUCGAAAGCUGGUGGCGUCCAUGCCUCUGUUUGCCAACGCCGACCCCAACUUUGUCACCUCCAUGCUCACUAAGCUGAGGUUUGAGGUGUUCCAGCCCGGGGAUUAUAUAAUCAGGGAGGGCACCAUCGGCAAGAAAAUGUACUUCAUACAGCAUGGGGUUGUCAGCGUACUAACCAAAGGCAAUAAAGAGACCAAGCUUUCAGAUGGCUCCUAUUUUGGAGAGAUUUGUUUGCUGACACGGGGCAGAAGGACAGCCAGUGUCCGAGCGGACACGUACUGUCGCCUGUACUCACUGUCUGUGGACAACUUCAAUGAGGUGCUGGAAGAGUAUCCAAUGAUGAGACGGGCAUUUGAGACUGUUGCCCUGGACAGGCUGGACCGUAUUGGCAAGAAGAACUCAAUCCUGCAACACAAGGUACAGCAUGACCUCAGCUCUGGUGUACUCAACUACCAGGAGAAUGAGAUCAUCCAGCAGAUUGUGCAGCAUGAUAGGGACAUGGCCCACUGCGCCCACCUCAUGCAGAACGCCCCACCCCAGACACCUCCCUCGCCGACCCCUGUCAUCUGGGCCCCCCUUAUCCAGGCCCCUCUCCAGGCGGCAGCCGCCACCACCUCAGUAGCUAUUGCCCUGACACACCAUCCCCACCUUCCACCAACUCUCUUCAGGCCUCCGGUUUCUAUUCUGGGCUCCCUAAAAGAUCCUUCCAGUCGUCUGAAGAAGUUCCACACAUUUGUUUCUCCAUCUGCAGCAUCAGACUCUGCUGGGGACUCUCCCUCUAGCACACCCUCUAAAGUGCGCACUGGGGUGGACAUGCCAUUGCUGGCCUCUUUUCGGGCCCAGCACAUGACGUCAGGUAUAGGGGCAACUGGCUCUAGCCAACAGGCCUCAGGUAGCGGAGGCAAGCGUGGACCUAGUGGGACUGGAUCUGGGUCAAGUGGAGGAGACGGCUCUGCCUUCCCUUUUGGACCAUUCUCUUCUUCUGGUUCACCGUCAUCCAGUAUGGCCCAGCUUCACCCACAACCACAGCAUCAACAGCCAUUUCGUUCCAGCACCCCACCUCUUUCAAACAUCUUCCAUCAAGGAUCUACAGGUGGAAGCACAGGGUCAGGAAUAAGUGGAGGGGCAGGUGGAGCCUGCGGUGGUGCUACAGGGUGGUCUUCAGGUGGAGCUGUUGGAGGAUCUGUGGAAGGGGCCACUGGAGGAGACACUACUUGGGGUGGAGAGGACUUUAUAACUGGAACAACAGAAGUGACUCCUGGGGGGCACUUUAGGUUGGGAGGAGCUACUGGUGGAUCAGUAGGAGAGAUCUCAGGGGAAUCAAUGGCAGGGAUAUCUGAAGGAUCAAUGGGUGCUGCUUGUAGCAAGUUAGGAUGUGGAGCAUCAGGUGUAUCAGUGGCGGGUGUUACCUGUGGGCCAAUAGGAGAUGCAGCCAGGAGAUCAUUGAGAGGGACUUCUAGAGGAUCAAUGGGAAAAGCUUCUGGGGGAUCAGUGGGAGAGGCUUCUGGAGAAUCACUGGUAGUCACAACCACUGGAGGAUCAUUAAGGAGGGCUUCUGGUGGAUCAAUGGGAGUGGUUUCCAGAGGAUUAACGGGAGGGGCUUCUGGGGGGUCAGUUGGAGGGGUUUCUGUUGAUUCGAUGGUAGGGAAUCCUGGAGGAUCGUUGGGAAGGGCUUCUGUUGGAUCAACAACUAGCCAUAUAGGAGGAGGUUCAAGUGGGCCAGGGGGAGGAGUGAUUGGAGGACAUAUUGGCAGAGCAGCAGGUGGGGCCCUUGGGAGCCAUAUAGGAGGGUCUACGGCUUGUCUUGCAGGAGGGACUUCUGGUGGAAUUACAGCUGGACUUAUUAGUUCCUCCCGCUGUCAGAGUCCUAUAUCUACUGGCUCAUCCAGCCCUAUGCCUGGUCAACUACUCCAUAGCCAGCCACCUCCCAAGCCUCCCCAAGUGGGUCCUUUGCAGCAGUUUGCUGGGGGAGGCAGGACUACCAGUGGUUUAAACCUAUUCCAUUCCCCUCCACCAGGCUCCCCAUCCUCUAGUAGAGGACAGCACAGCCAGCAGCCUGCUGAGGGCUCCCCAUCUUCCCUCAGCCAUUUUAGCCUGGCAGGCCUCCAGCCUGGCUUCCUGCCUCACCAGAUGUCGCUGGAGAGGUCUGCCCUGGCCUCCCUGGCCCAGUAUGGUUCAGCAAAUGCCUCCCCCUGCCUUACCCCAGUGGCACCCAGUCCUACUAUUCAAAGCCCAGUGGCAGGCAGGACUUUCCACUACAGUGACCCCUCCAAUGCCACAGGAUCCCACAGUUCUCUGCUCAUGCCUCAAUCUUCUCUCCCUUCACAGCUUCCUAACCAGCCACACCCAACAGGGAGAGACUCUCCGCUGGGCCGCUUUUCUGAGGACCUAAAGCUUUUAUCCAGCUCACCCCCAUCUCUGCCCCAGGAGGUGGACCAGGCCUUGGGCCACCAUACCCCUCGCUCCUCUGUGGAAACUGGAUAUUAUCCUUCACCCUUUUCCUCACCUACUCUUGUGCCCAAACCCUGUAGCUCCGUGCCAGGGCGCAUGACUCCUCCUAUCCAGAUGUCUCCGGGGCACCCUCACCAGACUCAGUCCCCUGGGGCCUCCCCGGCCUUGCCUCUAAGAAGGGGCUCUGCUGCCUACUCAUCAGAUCUAGAACCUCAAACUGUCCGCUCUAAACUCCCUUCUAAUUUGUGAGGAUUGAUCACACCCUCCUGUGCUCCUCCAAACUGAAACACACAAAAACGAUCUCCAUGUGUUGCAUUCUUUUUUUCUGUCUUCAGACUUCACUGUGUUCCACUUUAUUUUACCAAGAUCUUAAAUUUACUGUGAUUUAAAAGACACUUUACCGGGUAACACGGAGCUCUAGAAUACUCUGUAUUUGUUUUAUGCUUUGUCCAGUUUUUUUAUUCAUACAUACUGUAUAUAGAUAGAGAUAUAUUUAAAUGAUAAGUUAAUCAAGGGACUAGGAGGGUGUGAAAAAUGAUAUUUCUAUAACUAUGCCAAAUUCAUCUGGUGAUGUUUGGGAAGACAAUUCAGUGGACUAGACAAUAAUACUCUUUUUCAGCAGGAACCUAUGCACUAAUACCUGCAUGUAUAAAGGCUUUUGUGUGUUUAAAAAAAAAAUCUACAUUUCUAGCUAAAACAACAUGCUUUGGAACAGGCUGACUCUUGUACCAUCCCAUUUAGGAUCACAUAUUGUUGAUCCUUAAAUGUAUCUGUUAGAUUGUACUUAUUUAUCCUCUGUAUAAACUUUUCAAAACCUUAUUAGAGAUGGAGAAGAGAUUUUAGGAAACCAAAAAGACUUUUCCUGUGGGGUAAUAAUUCACCUCCUCUUUGCCCGUCAAUCCAUAUUUUAUACCACUUUAUCCUAAUAAUACUGUUUUUUGAAGCAGGGGGAGAGGGGUUCAGCGAGCUACCCUCCAUCUCAAUAUUGAGACAUAGCAGUGAGUGAGUGACUGGCUUUCUGCAGAGUCCUCAACCAUGUCCUAACAAGCUCACUUUGUCUUCCAAGCUCAUGCCGUUAUUAUGUAGAAAGCAUGUGUGGUUUUUCUUCCUGACUGUGUGCAACUGUUAAUGUGUGAGAAUAAGUGUAUGAUUCAGUGGAAACAGUCAGAUGCAAGGCAAGACUUUUCCCUGGACUGAUCAAAAAGAGAUUUGCCUUUUUCACACAAAAACUAGGACUUCCAUUAACGACAGCUUGCGUGUGUUGCAUUGUGUAGCACUCAGACCAUUGAAAAUAAAAAAAUAGUCAAAUAUAUGAUUGCCCCAAAACUAGACUUUCAGUCAUUGAGCAAAUACAGUGCAUAUAGUACACAAGCUGAAAUAUCUGAAAAGUGCUGGAAAUGGAAAUAUGACACUUAAUUUGUGCAUUACUUCUUCUACUGUAGCUGCUAUACGGUCAACAUAGACAUGUUUCCUCAUUGAAGGCCGGUGCUGAGUUUGAAAAUGUUGAAUGUAUGUACAUUUGUUGUUGCUGAAAGUAAGUACUGUAGCUGUGGCAGAUGCACUAAAAGCACUGGGGCACCCAGGGUGUUAAGAGACUGUUCCAUAACUUGAAAGGUCAUCGGUUCAAUAUCUUUGAUAGAUGUUUUCAUCAGCAGCCAUUUUUCCUGCCAAAGUGUCCUUUAGCAAGACACAGAACCAAUACCGACUAAAUUGUUGUAAGGCCAUCUGGAUAUAUGACUGAAACAGCCCACUCUUUUACUACACAUUCUCCAUAGUAUGCCUGCACUGCUGCACCACAACUCAGAAAUAGCUUUAUUUUGGCACAUGAAGUUGAAGGGGAAGACUUUACAAUGACAGAUUGAACAUUUUAAAAUGUACAGCACAUUAUUCAAGGAUGCUGCAGGUAUUUCCGAAUUCAUGUAACAGACACUAUAUACACAUACAUGAAGCAAAUUUUGCUGUUUGCUGUUAGAAUCAAAUUAUAUAUGUAUCCGUUCAGAAUCUGAUGGCACUGUCAGAGAGCCUUACAGUGGUCAAGAAAACUGAUGACACAGCAAAGGUAUCACUAAAUUCCCAAAGGAGACGAGCAGUGAUAUGCUUCUACAUGUUUGUCCACAGCUCAUCACCAAGACAGACCCGGGUUCCACUCGGACAGCUGAGUCCAUAACUCAGUCACAGCACUCAGCCACAGCAGCCUAAUUUAACAAGACAUGUCUGUAAUCCCUUGACCCUCACAGGCUAUCAUGGACUCACACAGAGAGGUGCACAGUGACCAUGCUCUCCCCUCAUUACAGUUCCCAGAAGUCUCUUUAAUAAGGUAUAGCAAUACACGACAUGACACAGAGCUGAACAAAUGCACAUUUACAGACAUGCACACAACCACAAUAGCACACAAUGACUGCUCCAAGAAAAAAUAAGAAAUAUUCAACAAUCAUGAUUUUUUUUUUAUCCACAACAUUUUAUGAUGUUGAGAAUAUCCUUGACUAAAUUUGCAGUAAGCCAAUCUAUAAUUUCAUUCAGAUCAGCUAGGGCAGUUGAUAUAGCCAUUCUUACCAUUUUUAUGAUUAGGGAUUUGCUGUAUGAUUUUUGUUGAAGACAUGAAUACACACACUGUAAUCAUAGGAAGACAAAAUAAUAUAUACAUUUUUAUUCAUUUGCUAUUAUUUUUUAUCCAUUUUAAAUAAACGUCCAGCCUUCAAUCACAAGCAACUUGUGGAAAUGGUUACCCUUUUACAUCAGUACAUCCAUCAAUAGCCACAUAAAAUAUUGGGGCAUCAUUAAAUAACAACAUCACCAACCUAAAGGGAAUAUCUAUUCUGGUAUUGUAUUUUAAGCAACACUGUUGAUGAUGUGUUACACUUUAGGGUGCAUUGCGUUGUUUGAUGAUAAAGUUCCUUAUUGUUGGAUAACUGGCCAAAUGUAGGCCCCACUGUGUAUGAUUAUUCCAGUACAGAAAAAAUACAAUUCUACAAUGGUGUUGAAUCUGAUAAAAUAGCAGCAAAUAUCAGCAAUCAGAAUUGCCUUAAUAGUCCAAUGCAACCCAACCAACAGACGUUAUUGCGUUUUGCAAGUACAUGCAAAACCAACAUCUGAAUGCAAUACAUCCAGGCAUCAUCUGUGUUACCAGCAGUCAUUAUGUAGAAUAUCAACAACUGACAUAGAAUUGGAUGAGGCCGAGAGAGGAGAUUUGAACACAGCAAGAACACUAUAAUUAUUUGGCAUAUCAUUACCGAACCACUCUUGAAUUAGAUUAUAUAGAUAAAAUCAAUAAUGGAUCAUAGCUUUUAUCUUAUACACACAACAUUUUCAUGGUCUUCUUCACAAACAGAGCAGGCGUUACUAACGGCUCGAGCAGGGUUGUGUUUGCCUCUGUCACAUUGAACAUCUUGUCUACAUCUGCAGUAAACAACUAUCUGAAGUAUUAAACAUUUAUUUUGGCCUUGCUCCUCAUGGUAGGAAGCCCAGGACCCUUUAGACCACCAUCCAAAGGGACAAAGGGCUGGGUGGGACAGAGCUUUGUGACAGAAAGUAAAUUGUUUCACCUCUGGAAUACUGAUGGUCAGUGUGUAGGUGUUUUGUUUGGGGGGCUUUUAUUGCAUUUUUUUAUUGAUAGUGACAGCUGAAGAUAGACAGGAAAGGGGGACAGAGAAAGGGGAUGACACACAGCAAAGGGCCGCAGGUCUGAUUCAAACCCUGGGCCGCUGCAGCAAGGUCUUAGCCUUGGUACAUGGGACGCCAGCUCUACCAACUGAGCUAACCGGACGCCCCAUUGUGUAGGUGUUUUAACCUUGGUCUUCCUGUACCUGCCAGCCUUGCACUGUGCAAAAGCAGCUUUGCCUCACACAUCAAGAAAAAGUCCCCUUUUUUCCAUACAAUAUGACCUUAUUAAGGCGAGCUGGAGAACAGUUUGAAGCCAGCCUGCGAGACAAAGGUGUAGAUGUGAGGAAACAGUUAUGCACUGGGGGAACAAUGUAGUCAGACAUUCAGCCACAGGGAAGACAGGUAGACAGGCACCCAAUGGGGUACUCAUACUGACUGGGUACUUGUUUCCCAAGGACUUGCAGCAUGUCGCCCCCUUCCUCAAGAUUGUUCCUGAGUACUAGUGGAUGUUUGUCAGUGUGCUAUUGAUUAUAAGUAUAUGUGGGAAAGCUUUGAGUGUAGCUGUAGCUAGUAGGUAGUGUUUAGUUGUGUGUACUUCAUUUCCCAUGCUGCCUGGCAGGGUCGAUUGCUGGGGAUGGACACUGUCUGAGAAGGGUGCGACAGGGAGACACAGGUCAUAGCUUACAGGGAGAUAGACGCUGGACAGAAAUUGAUUAGUUGGCCUGAACUUAGUCUGGUCCAUCGUCACAGAUAAGUGGUUAAGGGGAGGGUUGGGUGGGCACACAGUGUAUCAGCUGAAUCUGUCACUGACAGUUAAAAAGCAGACGCAGUCUGCAUGAUGUCGUGCCUGUUUCAUCUUGUCCAACGUCUCUGUAAAAUCUCCUGUCUUGGACUUUUUAUGCAAGAAAACUGCCAAUGUUUAAGAAAUUAUGAGAAGCAGUUUUUGAUUGAUGACCAUGAAGCUUUGAAAUUAUGUCAUUGAAAUUAACAGGGGUUACAUAAUAAUGUUUCUCAACUCACGGAAGACCAUGUAAUCCUUUACUCCAAGUACAGACAUAAAAAUAACUGAAAUUGGACUUUUUACACAACACGAUUUUUACCUGACAGCCAUGUUUAUUCUUCAAGGGGAUUUGCUGUUUCCAACCUCCCAGACUAUUUGCUGCAGCCUUAUAUGUAGCGUAAUGUAGUAUAAAGACUUUUUUUUUUAGAGGAAUCAGCUGGGAAUUAGAUAAGGAGGCUUUGAAACUUUGUGUCUUUUAAGAGAAGCGAAUAAAGAAAAACAACUAUGACUCACUUGCUCAUGCUGGGAACUAUUUUCAUUAUGUCUCCCUGUGUCACCUAUCUCAACAUGGUAAGAAAACAGAUGUAUGAGAGCAACAUAGGAAAUAGCAAUGGAGGGCAGUUGAAGGCUCACAACAGGUACCAACGUUGUGUCAAACACUUCAAGCCACUGUAGUCUGUUUAGAAAUUAGUUCAGAGGAAAUAUUGGAAAAGCACCUGACAUGUCUGUGUUUUGAUCCUGUAAGGUAUUAUUGUUUCAUUUGAAUAUCUUGCAUUGAUAUAAAUUGGUUGCUCUAUUUCAACUAACUCUAGGUCAGGGCCACCUAGCAGAGGUGGGGGACACAAAUUUGAUGACUUGAGACUUCCUUGACUAACUUUAAUAAAAAGACUCGACUUCACUUUGAUUUGAUAUCCAUUAUUUUUUUACGUGAUUAGGCUUGAGACAGAUGACUUGAAAGGACUUGACUUUUUUAAAAUUAAAUACUUACAUUUUUCUAGUUAUUGAGAGAAAUUUCUGAAACUUGACUGAGUGUUUGACAUGCAUGCAUCCAUACUUGGCAAGCUACAAGGACACAGCAGACCAGCAGAGGCCAACACAUGAGGCAGCUAUCAUGGAGGUGACUAGUCCAAAGGUAAUAGAAUUUGGAUUUGAGGGUUGUGUUGUCAACGACGGUAGCAAGAAGAAAACAGGGCUAUGCAAGGUCUGUAGCUCAAAAAAAUCAGUGACAUGACCAUCACAACAUCCAACUUCAUCCAUCAUUCAUCCAUAUAACCAGUUAGACUACAAGAGCAUAACAUAGCUGCAUGCUUGACUGGUUACAGGUGUAACCUAAUGAUCACAUUUCUUCUCAUGACAUGCCAUUGUACCCCUUUCUCUGCUGUUCAUUUGAAUUGUGCAUCCGCUCUGUUACAGUCACUUUGCUACCAGUGUUGUUACAGCAAAGACUCAUUGUGCAUAUGCCAUUUCAACUUAUGCUUAUAAUGCAUCAUGGUCACUACUUGAAUUAGAAACUCUCUAUUGUUCUGGAGUGUAUCGAACAGGUCAAGUUUACGGUUUAUGGAUUGUAUUUAUUGUUUUUUUUUUUACUGGUUUGUUUUGUCGUCUGAGUAGGUGGCUGGAGUGGUUAUGAAAGAGGUAUCACUCUGUAUGUUGCACUGAAGGUAGUAGUGGUUAAUGUUUUUGAUUGUUGGUGAGCUAACCCAUUUUUCCACUGAACCAAUCCGAGUGUAUGGCGACAACCGUUUUGGUGGUUUUGGUUGAGAUAUAUCUGUGAUUCGGUCUUAGUAAUACUGUUUGUUUUGUUUGUUUAUAGAAGAAGUAACCUACAGUACUGAGUCACCACGAUGAACCUCACUCCCAUGUGCAACUCUCACGAUCCCACUCUCUCCAUUGUUGUUCAUUUUGGUGGUUUGUUAUUGAUCAAAUGUUAACUAUCAGUAAGAUUUCUAAGGUGUAAGUCAGCUGCAACAGUUUGCGUUAAUGUUGCAAAUAAAAGUCAACAUUUCACAACUACUGUUUAAUAUGGAAACUGGGGGAGAUCAUCCGGAGUUUGUAUGCCUAGACUUGCUUAACCUAAGCUUGACUUCUAGCAGAGACAGAACUCAGCUUGCUUUAUUCUAACCACAGUAACUUUGGACUUGCUUGAGACUUGCACAUGUGUGACUUACUCUCGCCCCUGCUACACAGUCUUGAGGAUGAAACCUGUAUGGUCUGGGGCCAUACCUGGCUGCAACCGUGCUGUUGGCCCUAGAUGUGUUGUGAAGCAGCCAGCAGUUUUGUAGAGCUUUGGUGGAGAUCCACAUGGUACUUCAGUACCAUUUCUAAUUUAUGGUCGUUUCUGUCUGUAUGCUGUUGGUGCACUUCCAAUUUCGCUGCCUAAUCUUAGUCUCCCUCUCCCUUUGUGCUGCCCUACUCGGCCAUGAAUAUGGGUUGGUGAAUCAGCAAUGCAGACUAAUGAAAUCAUUUGCUGUGAUUGAGGAUUAGAUGUAGCAGCAGCAGAAUCGAACCUGCAAUUUCUCGGGGGAGAAAAAGGCAUGUGUGUUUUUUCCGAGGCCCUUGUUAUUCAUUUAUGACCACAAAUUCCUCCUACCCUUCCACAAAUGCUCAAUUUAUUUCGUACACAAGCACCAGAAUGAGGUGUUCUGUAUGACAAUGUAUCUCAGAGUGAUUGGAUAUGAUAUGAAGAUUGCUAUAUGUGGUGAAAAGUUCUGUUUAUCGUAGCGUCUAAUACAACUGACCUCUUUUGCUGCUGCUCCAGUGAGAUGGAAUAACAUGACAGUAAUGUUAUUUUGACCACAAAGUGGGCUGUUGGGCACUGUAACCUGGAUAUGACCCACUUUAAGGAUACCAUGCAAAGGUGGGGAGCAUAUAAAUUCACAAUAAGUCUGUAUCACCUAAAGAUCCUUCAGGGUUAUGAUACUGUACAGCUAACUGGCAGGAGUAUCUCUUUUUAGCUGUCAAUAUAAAGUCAUCAAUUGCUCCUAUUUUACAGCGUGUUCAUAUUUAAAAUGUGACUUGGUUCUGUAAACUAACAAAUAUACAAAUUAGAUGCUUAGAUUGGGGUCUGAAAAUAUGGUGACAUGGUUUCAUGUGUUUCUCUACUGGUUGCAGCUGAUCAGAAAAUCCUGUGUUAAAGUCAAAGGUGAGGGGCUGCUCUUCACUGGAUUAGUGGGGGUGGUGGGGGGGCAGAAAGGUUCAUUUCAUACUACAUUUGGAGAGAUGAGGGUUUACAUAAAAAUCCUGCUUCUCGAAGCUGUCUUUCAUUUGCUGAAGUAUGUACUAUAAUUCCACUUAAUCUGAUGUUGGGAACAUAAUGUUGACAAGGUACUUACUUAUACAGAUUUAUAUAUUUCCAUAGGACCUAUUUAUAUUUCUGUAUUUAUUUUAGACUCUCUUAAUAAGUGACAUCAUCACCAUAACAGAUAAUGAUAAGCAAUGUUCACCAUAUUGUGUGUAUGUACAGAGUUCAUAACAUGUCCAUGAUUUUCAAGGAAACAUGUCAUUUGCAUUGUAUUAUCUGAUGCGGCGCAGGAGUGGGACAUUUUCGUUACAUGAUGCUACAGACCAAGACUUUCUACCUGAAGGCUCAACCUUUUUGUUUCACGAAGGCAGUGACUGGUUAAACACUUCUUACGAGGACACACGACCUUUUGGGGAGAACAGUAUUUUGACCGCUUUGCUAUUGAUUAAUGGAUAUCUAUUUUUUCUGCAUUUAACACGGGAACUAUGGGAAAAAGCAAUAAGGGAUCUGUACAGGUAUGGUGUGACUGGAUGUGUACAUGCGGGACAUUGCGCUGACCCACACAACAACCACACACACAGUAGCUGUGGCUCUUAGUUUGUGUGGUGGGGAAAGGAGUGAGGCAAAAACUGCAUUGUUGAUAAGCACACAUACUGGAUGAAAUAAAACGGUAUAGAAUAAAAUCUAAGGAGUA